AUGAACAUCUCCGCAUCUGAUGUUGACUCCAACAAGGUCUUGUUCGGCUCANAAAGCGUCACCAAACUCCCUGACGAAAUCAGAAGACUGGACAGCUCAUCACCACUCAUACUCACUUCAAAAGGAAAGAAUGGAACACUUCAUGGUGAAAUUCUGGCCAAGAUUUUGACCGAUGCCUCCAUGACUCCCGCCGCAAUCCUCAAUUUGGCGGUGAUGCAUACCCCGAAACCUGUCACGGAAGAAGCACUCGAACAACUCAAAGCUCGGGCUGCAGAUUGCAUCGUGUCCAUCGGCGGUGGCUCUGUCAUCGGCUUAGGCAAGGCCUUGUCUAUUCGUACUGGACUCAAGCAUAUCUGCAUACCAACAACAUACUCUGGCAGCGAAUUGACUCCCAUCCUUGGCGAAACAGAAAAUGGCCGAAAAGUCACCCGCUCCGAUCCAAAAAUCCUUCCGGACUUUGUGAUAUACGAUGUUGAUCUCACCAUGUCGUUGCCAUUAGCUACUUGCUCUUACUCGGGUGUCAAUGCAAUAGCUCAUGCGGUGGAGUCAUUGUACGCCGUGAACACCACUCCGACCAUUUCUAGGCUUGCUCUGGAGGGCAUCAAAGAACUGGCGGAGGCACUUCCGGCGAUCGUUCAGCACCCCGAUGAUCGCGCUGCUCGCGAAAAGGCUCAGCAUGGCGCAUGGCUUUGCGGUGUGUGUCUUGGAAAUUCUGCUAUGGCGUUGCAUCACAAGCUUUGUCAUACCCUCGGUGGUUCUUUCAGCCUUCCUCAUGCCGAAACGCACACUAUCAUCCUGCCUCAUGCAGUGGCUUACAAUGCUCCGGCUAUCCCUGAGGCGAUGAAGGGACUAACAUCAGUAUUGCCUGAUAGCGAGGGUGGUGCGAUACAAGGAUUGAACAUUCUGCUCGAGAAGCUCAAGGUAUCUCGUGCGUUGAAGGAAUUUGGCAUGCAAGAAGAGGAUAUAGACAAGGCUACGGAUAUUGCAAUGAGCAUGCAGUAUGCCAACCCGAGGGCAAUGGAGAGAGAUGAAAUCCGAGAGUUGAUUCGCAGGGCAUGGACUGGCGAGCCGGCGAGAAUUUGA
Aureobasidium vineae is the source of this 1083-nucleotide messenger RNA. The record is from the annotation of a GenBank genome assembly. Lineage: Eukaryota; Fungi; Ascomycota; Dothideomycetes; Dothideales; Saccotheciaceae.